Messenger RNA from Polychytrium aggregatum, 1425 nucleotides. RefSeq names its product beta-lactamase-like protein. The coding region runs from base 108 to 1277 and encodes 389 amino acids. NCBI's taxonomy places the organism in Eukaryota, Fungi, Chytridiomycota, Chytridiomycetes, Polychytriales. The record is from RefSeq and is a predicted model, not a curated record. Gene Ontology annotation, biological process: secondary metabolite biosynthetic process. The transcript has 4 exons.
AUCCAAUCCGGCCAGAUUUCGCUCACUCCCGCCGCCCCAUCAUCCGCCGACGACCCAAAGCUCGUCUGCGCUCGGUCCGACCCUUGGAAAGAUUCGCCGAGCCAACCAUGUCCCGCAUACUCCGCAGAUUGCUGUCCCAUUCGAGCACCGGCACCAGCACUCCCAGGGCGAUAGAGCAACUGACCAGCCGAGUCACCCUCAUCCGGGCGCUGCCCUCGGGGCCAUUCAGCAAAGAAGACAGCAACACCUAUCUCGUUGGAGAGGGGGCCCAACGCAUCCUCAUCGAUACUGGCACCGGCCACCCCAGCUAUCUCCCGACACUUGCUGGAUAUCUCAAAGAGAAGGAUGCCUCCCUGUCGCAUAUUCUCCUGACGCACGCCCAUGGCAACCAUACGCAUGGCCUGGUUGCAAUCUGGAGAACCUUCGGCACCGCGCUGCCCGUCUACAAGCUCAAGUCGUCCCAGGACGAUAUCAAAUUGUCGGGCAACAACAAGACCAAGGCGGAGCCAAAACCAAGCUUCCUCAAGGACGGCCAAACGAUCCGCUCUCUCGACGGAAGCUCGUCCCUCAAAGUCCUCCACACUCCAGGCCAUUCCCAAGACUCAGUCUGCUUCCAUUUGCUGGAGGAGGACUCGAUGUUCACCGGCGAUGCCGUCUCGUCCGCUCCGCAUGGGCCGACUCGACCGACGCAUGCCGUCUUCGAGGAUCUGGAUGCGUAUCGACGGUCGCUCCAGAAGAUCACCCGUCAGUUCCCCAAGAUCCUUUACCCCGGACACGGCGCUCUGGUGGCCAAUCCGACAGCAUAUCUAGAGUCUGCUCGCGAAUGCCAGAAUGUCCUUGCGCUUGCGAUCCACAACAUCCUCGGACAGAGUGGCAAACCCAUGUCCGCAGAAGCCAUCGCCGUUGAAAUCGAUCAGGCUCAGCAGCUCCGCUUGAGCGACAUCGAGCUGCCUGUGUUGAUAGGCACAGUCAAGCACCACCUUCUUGAGAUGGAGGCGCAGACAUUCAUCCGGCGCUCGCAUGGACUGGAGUCCGAGUCCUCCCGCGCUGGCACCACGAAUGGCUCAGGAGUCGAUCCAUCCAAACUCAAGGGGCCCGGCGGUCUCACGCUCGAGCAGAUCUACUCCAAAGUCACUGAGAGCAAUCGGAGAGAUUGGUCUGACAUGAACCGGCAAGAGCGGUCGCAGGUGCUUGACCAGACCUCCUGGCGCGAACAGCAGCAUCCCUUGCAUGUUCGAAUCCCGCUACGGAAGGAGACGACAUGGGUUCUUGCCUAGCAUCGCACGGUGAUGAUGCUGGCAAACAGGCGUCGAUGGGAAUGAUACUUUACAGCACCCACUUUGUUUCACAGCCGACUGCCCGCCCAUUGUGUUUUGAAUCGACAAUGUGUUGCAACCCCAAUAAGACGCACUGUUUCUCUCGGGC